Opisthocomus hoazin is the source of this 1647-nucleotide messenger RNA. Lineage: Eukaryota; Metazoa; Chordata; Aves; Opisthocomiformes; Opisthocomidae. The record is from RefSeq and is a predicted model, not a curated record.
AUGGAAGCGGUGGCAGAGGACUACGAUACAAGAGAUAUCUUGAGGCCGUUGGUGUUCCGUCUCCAUGAGAAUGUCCCUGCAAUAGUCCGUGAGGUUUUGCUGGAACGCGGCUGGACUGAGUUUGACAAGAAGGGGCAAGAUGACACAGACUGGAACCUGUACUGGCGGAACUCACCUUUCCGCAUGGCAGACCACCACAGCAUUAAACCGUGGCAGAGGCUCAACCACUACCCAGAAGCUGUCCGCAUCACCAGAAAAGACUACUUGGCAAGGCAUCUGAAACGUAUGAAAGGAGCGUAUGGAUCAGCCCUGUAUGAAUUUAGUCCAGUGGCAUUCAUCAUGCCCAAUGACUACAUGAAAUUCAUAGCAGAAUACAGCAAGGAGAGAGAGUCAGUGGGCAGAAGACCUAGCUACUGGAUUUGCAAGCCUGUGGAUCUCUCCCGUGGAAGGGGCAUACUCAUUUUCCAAGACAUUAAAGACUUGGUGUAUGACUGCGCAGUCAUUGUGCAGAAGUACAUUAGCAACCCCUUGCUCAUUGCCGGGUAUAAACUGGAUCUGCGCCUUUACGUGUGUGUCACCAGCUUCCGCCCGCUCACCGUCUACACUUACGAAGAAGGGCUGGUGAGGUUUGCCACUGAAAAGUUUGACCUCGGUUCUCUGGACGAUGUCUACGCCCACCUAACAAACACCAGCAUCAACAAAUAUGGGGCUUCAUAUAAAAAAUAUAAAGAAGGGAUUGGCUGUGGCUGCAAAUGGACAUUCAGCAAAUUCCGUUCUUACCUGCGAAUAUUUGGGGUUGACGACGUGGUCCUCUGGCAGAAGAUCAAUAACAUAGUGAUUCUCACCCUGCUUGCUGUAACCCCCUUACCGGUGGCUUCCAACUGCUUUGAGCUCUUCGGCUUUGACAUCCUGAUUGAUGACAAAUUCAAGCCGUGGCUUUUAGAAGUCAACUACAACCCGGCCUUGUGUUUAGACUGUUCCAUCGACGACGCUGUGAAGAGAAAGCUCCUCCACGAUGUUGUCGAGCUGCUGAACUACAAGCAGGUUGAUGCUUUCAGGCAAAACCGAGUGGCUGGGGCAGAGGCUGGCAGGGGGCGGGUGCCCUGGCGCGCAGCUGCCGAGAGUGCCAGCGGCCUGCUCCCUCGCCAAAAAGUGGCGAAAUGCCCUUCUGCCUCUUCUGUGCUACCUGCCCUGCGGGCGGCCAGAGGAUCAGGCCGGAAGGCGGCUAGCCUGGCCACGAAAACGGCCGCAGCGCAUCCGAGAAAAACGCUGACUUCCCAGCUGCGGGAAGGGAUGAACAUGCCAAAAACACCCUCCGGAGGAAAAGCUGAAGCUGAAAAUAAACAGCUCCCGGGAGCUGGGCAUUCUCCACGCCAGCCUGCCCAGCUCAGCCGCUGGUUACCUACGCCUGACUUCUGCAACGACAAAACCAUGCGCCCCUAUUUCCUCUCCGAUAAAGACCAGAGGCCUGUCCCCCGUGUAGGAGAUUUUGUCCUUAUUUUUCCCUUCAAUGAAGCUGCGCUGCAAGCUUCCAGGGAUGGGACAGACGUGAAGAGCAUCAUAAAGGAAAUAAGCAAAUCGGUGAGCAAACAGUUGCCAUCAAAGCAGAACACAAAGAAAAGGGUAGGCUGUCUAACUGCUGUGUAA